Huiozyma naganishii CBS 8797 is the source of this 645-nucleotide messenger RNA. RefSeq names its product mediator complex subunit MED7 (gene MED7). NCBI's taxonomy places the organism in Eukaryota, Fungi, Ascomycota, Saccharomycetes, Saccharomycetales, Saccharomycetaceae. Bases 1 to 645 code for a protein of 214 amino acids. The transcript has a single exon. Gene Ontology annotation, molecular function: transcription coregulator activity. Gene Ontology annotation, cellular component: mediator complex; core mediator complex. Gene Ontology annotation, biological process: regulation of transcription by RNA polymerase II. The record is from RefSeq and is a predicted model, not a curated record.
AUGGCCGAAGAACCCGCCAGCAACGAUAUCAGCUCGCUGUACCCACCCCCACCACCGUACAUAAAAUUCUUCACGAAGGAAAACCUGGACAGGCUGCCCUCCUACCUUGAGAAAAAGCGGUCUCAGGAGCAGGGGGGCUACGGCAACGAUGCGGAACACGUUACAAGCGAGCUCGAUUUCCUUAUCCCGCCGCCAAUGCCCGCAGACGAUCAGUACCGUGCCUUUGGCAGUACCUGGCAAGUAAAGGACAAACUACCGGACCUCGAGGCCAUGGGGAUGACGCAAUUGUACCAGAAAACGCAGCCAGGACAAGGGCCGAGCCCUGAGGGUGAAGCAACGAACUACCAGUACAAAAUCAAAGAGCUGAAACGGCUUCUGCAGUCGCUGCUGCUGAAUUACCUCGAGCUAGUGGGCAUACUCAGCAUCAACCCAGAACUGUACGAGCCAAAAGUGGAAAACAUAAGGACUGUCCUCGUGAACAUCCACCACUUGCUAAACGAGUACAGACCGCACCAAUCCCGCGAAUCGCUCAUCAUGCUGCUCGAAGAGCAACUCGAGUACAAGAAGGGCGAAAUCAAGACCGUGGAGGCAACGUGCCAGCAAGUGCGUCAGAAACUGGCAGAAAUCGAAAAGUCCCUCACAUAG